AUGGAGAUGAAGAUUCGGUUUCUUAAUGCAAUGGCACAAAUGCCUAAGUAUGCUAAGUUCUUGAAAGACCUACUCUCCAACAAGAAGAAGCUUGAGGAAGAAAUAAUCAGUCUCCCCCAUCAGUUGGGGAAUUUUGAACCCAAAGGGGCGCUCGCCGAUCUAGGAGCCUCGAUUAGCCUUAUGUCAAUAUCCAUUGCCAAGAAGCUACCUUUUAGCCUCAGACCUUCCAGAAAGACAAUCCAAUUGGCAGAUAGGAGUAUAAAGGUUCCAUGUGGAGAGCUUGAUGAUGUACCUAUCCAAGUGGGAGAACUAGUGGUCCCUUGCGACUUUGUAGUGAUGGAGAUGGAAGAGGGCCCUUAUACUCCACUCAUUUUGGGAAGAGCCGUCUUAAAAACACUCCGGGCGGUUAUCAAUUUCCAUAAUGACACCAUAAAGGUGGAAGUAGCCCAGGUGAAGGUCGUAUUCAAAAUUUCCCCAAUCUUGAAGAAAUCUAUGGUUGAACAAGUGUGCCGCCUUGAAGUUGUUGAAAGAAAACUUGAGAAAUAUCAGAGGGAAAUUGGAAUUAGGUAUUCAGAGCGUGAUGAGGAUUCUUAUGAAGAAGUUGAGCAGUUGGAAGAACAAGUGGGAAGGACCUAG
Molecule: messenger RNA, 636 nt
Organism: Amaranthus tricolor (Joseph's coat)
Lineage: Eukaryota; Viridiplantae; Streptophyta; Magnoliopsida; Caryophyllales; Amaranthaceae
Exons: 2
Coding region: 1-636 (211 amino acids)
Source: RefSeq, a predicted model, not a curated record